Plutella xylostella (diamondback moth) is the source of this 911-nucleotide messenger RNA. The record is from RefSeq and is a predicted model, not a curated record. Lineage: Eukaryota; Metazoa; Arthropoda; Insecta; Lepidoptera; Plutellidae.
CCCUUUUGCCAAUAGCUGUUAUGUUUAUAAUUUUAAUUAUUGGAAUUUUUUACUGUCCAGGUCCAAACUUUAUAUUGCAGACUGUAACAAGCACUCCUCUUAGUUCAGAAUUACCCUCGCUAGGAUCAUCGCAAGAUGUUACAGGAAAAGAUACUACCGUACGAAUUGAAAAUCCCUACUUGGAUAUUUUGCAGAACCCCAAUAGAACAAAGCCUCACAAAAACUUAAAACAAAAUAUUUUCGACCGAAUGCUGUUUGAAGAAAUGUUGUCAAUUACUCGUAAAGAACUUUCUAACCGAAAAAACACUACCAACUUAUUAAUGCCAACUGUUUCCAACAAAAUUUUCAACACUUCUACUUUAGAAAUUAAAAAGAAGUGGCCAGCCGGGAUGAAUAAGAAAGGCCAAGUAAUCGUCAAUGUAAGAAAGUUGAACACGGAACCAAGCAUUAAGAUGCUGGAUCAGCGCAGCGUGAGUCCGAAGCGCUGUAGCUGCAUGAAGACUCCCUCCACGCCCCCCAGCCACCAGUGCACGAGCCACGACCACCAGGAGUGUUCCAGAGGACCUCUCACUUCAUCUACACCUCCCAUCACUCCACUCCUCGCGAGUCCAGACCAGCCGCUCCAGUCAAACCCCUCACUCGACUCUCCCAAGUUCAUUUACCCGGCCAAUGGCAUGUACUCCUACUAUCCCUAUAAUGUCUACGGACAGUAUAACACGCCUUAUCCCAUGAAUUAUGUACCUGUUACUUACCACAUGUUCACCAUGACACCACCGCCGUCAUAUAGUUCAGUUACUGAGAAAAAGAAGAAGCAUAAGAGGCCGUCUGAAGUCUUUUAUGAGGAUGAUUACGAUGAUGACAAAGAAAACGAUUAUCCUCAUCCGGAUAGUGACGAUCAAUGCGUUUACUAA